CAUUCUCACCAUGUUGUUUGUCCUCAGCUUCCACCAUUAAAGAAAUGCGGACAAAAUGAACCCCAAAUUCAAAUGAAAUGAAAUGAAAUGUGGGCCACCUUCCGUCCCCGGCUUUGGCUGAUCGAAGAUGUUAUAUAUACAAGUGCCGCCUUCCGGGGCCAGUCUAUGUUCAAGCCUCCCUUCUCUCUCAUGGAGUUUUAGCUCCUUCACGUUAGGUUAGUUACUUAUCUUAGGUUCAAUUCUCCCCGGAAAGUCAGGAUUCCGGUCGCCGUCGGCGGUAGUGGGCACUGGUCAAGACGCGUAUAUUACAUAUAUAUGGCGAAGGGUGGCCGGAAAUUGACGACCAGUCGGAGCGAGCGGUUGCUAGGAAGCUAUAAUUACGGUCACGGGACGGGGGCGGACACGUCGGAGCUAGGGGAAGAAGAUGUGUGGUCGAUGGUCGGGGACGAUCACACGGCGAACGGCUCUGUCGGAGAGUGGAGUCCACGCUCAGCGGCGGAGAGUAAUGGGCGCGUGGGAUUGAGAAGCCACCAGCGACUGCCGCCAGACGAUCGCAACGUGGGGGGGCUGUCGCUGGCGUUUGAUGAUCCGGGGAAAACGGCGUCGUCGAGGAUUGUCCACCAGUUCCGCAGCCAGGACAGCGUGGUGAGCCCACGCGGACGCCACAUGGCCACCUCGGCGCCGGUGAAUGUCCCCGACUGGUCGAAGAUCUACCGGGUUGACUCCGUCGAGUCGCUGCACGACUCCGACGACGGCGUUGACGAUCACGAAUCGGAGAUGGUUCCGCCGCACGAAUACUUGGCGCGUGAGUACCGGAAGAUGGCGGCGAACUCGGUGGUGGAAGGCGCCGGCCGGACGCUGAAGGGCCGGGACAUUUGCCGAGUUCGUGAUGCCGUCUGGAGCCAGACCGGCUUCGACGGUUAACCUUUAAAAAAAAAAAAAAAAAAAACUCUUUUGUUCCCCACGUAAGGUGAUGGUUUUUGUUGUUCUAAUCAUUGGUUGGAAUUUAUUGUCAAAUUUUUUGUUGGGCAAUGAAUCGACCGAGUGAGCUCGGAUGAACGGGUCAACUCGGUGGCGACUGAGCCCAGCCAGAUUUAUCGUCAGCUCCUCCUCCAUCUCUACUCUCAGUGUCCUGCGUUGGAAUUCAAAGUUGUAGCUUUCAUGCAACCUAAUAUGAUUCCAAAUAUUUGAGAUUAACAACA
Messenger RNA from Diospyros lotus (date-plum), 1202 nucleotides. RefSeq lists its product as uncharacterized. NCBI's taxonomy places the organism in Eukaryota, Viridiplantae, Streptophyta, Magnoliopsida, Ericales, Ebenaceae. The record is from RefSeq and is a predicted model, not a curated record. The transcript has a single exon. The coding region runs from base 316 to 924 and encodes 202 amino acids.